CCUCGUGGAUAGCUUGAGGAACGACGACGAUGGCGAUGGUUUAUGGAGGCGACUUGAUGAUUGUGAUGAAGAACAUAACCGGCAUUCUAGGACGAGUACAACUUCCCAAGGGCUCCACACAUGUACAUAACAAGGGUUCGCUAUCACCCUUGCACGUCGAGAAUUGAGAGAUGUCACUGGUGGACACCCGGCGGCGCCGGCGCCGCCAACAAUAAUAAUGCUACUAAUUCCCUCAAGUUCACUACGUUUGACGUGGGAAGGGAAGCAUUCACGGUACUAGGGCUGCCCAUGUCGAAAGGGGCGCAUCUUCGUUGUUGUAUGCACGAGAAUUCAUUUCAUAUGGGUAGAGAUGGAUCGUCGUUGAUUGUCGUUUUGUAUGGGAUGGAAGAAGAGAGGGGUUGCUCAUUCUUCAAGGUGUGGGCAGCCCUAGAUUAUGUGGCGCUUGGGAGGGGUGAUUGCUCUUGGAUUUGGUUAUACAAUGUUCGGUUGGAUGAUCCUCCGCCUUCUUGUCUUGUUGUUGUCGGGUUUUGGAAACAUGGUAAGUGGUUCGCCAAUAGGGACAAAGGGUUUGGAGUGGUGGAUACGGAGAGGCGGGAGUUGAAUAUUAGUGGUAUUGAUGAUCAUGUUGAGAUUAAAGGGGAUGGUUCGGGUCUUGACUACGAUUAAUUGGAUCCCAUUUCACGAUAACAUUUGGGGGUUUCAAGCGGCCUACUAUUCGACUAGGAGCUUGUUGCAACUCUGAGAUCGAGAUGAUCUAUCUUGGUUAAAGCAACGGUCCCAAUGGUUUAGAAUUUACUAGUACUUUCAAUAGUUAGUUACGAGAGUUGUGCUCUUCGAUCGACGGAUUUAUGUGAAAAGCAAAUAUGUUAGAUAAUUAAGACUAAUAAGCAGGACUAUAGUCU
Linum trigynum is the source of this 902-nucleotide messenger RNA. NCBI's taxonomy places the organism in Eukaryota, Viridiplantae, Streptophyta, Magnoliopsida, Malpighiales, Linaceae. The record is from the annotation of a GenBank genome assembly.